This is a messenger RNA of Stylonychia lemnae, 1992 nucleotides long. The record is from the annotation of a GenBank genome assembly. NCBI's taxonomy places the organism in Eukaryota, Ciliophora, Spirotrichea, Sporadotrichida, Oxytrichidae.
AUGUCUAAUACAAAGGCUGGCCAAGAUGACUCCUUAAUUUUUGAGGACUAUGAAUAUGAAUCUUAAUAGUCAUUAACUGCUAUCAAGAAUAUCAAUCUAAAGAAGAAGAUCGAAAUCUAGCCACUUCAUGGAAAAUUCCGUAAAAUGCAAACAAUAAUAUAAUAAGAUUUGAUUAGUAAAUCGUUGUAACUUUCUUAACAGAGAAAAAAUCCAGUCAAACUUGACUUCGAAAACAUAGAGUACGAAGUAACAGUAAGAUUAAGUAAAGCAGAGGCCUUACAUGAGAAAAGAAAAACAAAAACUCGGAAAAUUAUCAAAGGUGUUAGCGGAUAUGCACUUCCAGGUUAGACAUUAUAUAUUAUGGGAUCCUCUGGAGCCGGAAAGACUUCCUUAUUAAAUAUCCUAAGUGAUAGAGCUGCAAACACUAGGGAAAAUAAACUAACAGGCAAGGUGAUGCUAAAUGAUACCACUCCACUUACUUAAGGGAUAUUUGGAAGCUUGGCAGGUUAUGUAAUGCAAGAUGAUGUCCUGUUCCAUCAUUACUCACCCAGAUAAUCAUUAAAAUUUGCAGCAAGAAUGAAAUUAAAUGAAUUUUCAGAAGAAGAAUAAGAUUAGAAAGUUGAGGAAUUACUUGAAGAACUUGGUCUUAAAUCUUGUGCUGAUACUCCAGUGGGCUCAGUCAGACGCAAAACUCUCUCAGGAGGAGAAAGAAAGAGAACAGCUAUAGGUGUAGAGCUGAUCACUGAUCCAUCUUUGAUACUUUUAGACGAGCCUACAUCUGGUCUUGACAGCUUUAAAGCACUUUAAAUUAUAAAACUUCUACAAGCUUAAGCUAACAAAGGUAAAACUGUUAUCUCUACCAUUCAUUAGCCAAGCUCUGAAGCUUUUAACCUCUUUGAUAGAUUAAUUUUAAUGUGUGAUGGUUUUAUUGUCUUCUAGGGAGAAGCAAUUAAAUGUGAAAGAUAUUUUAAUAAGAUUGGUAUUCCCUGUCCAAAAUACGCCAAUCCUGCAGAUUACUACAUGAGAGUACUUACAGUUAAUUAUCCUAAGGAGAAAAAUGACAUAAAAAAAGUUAUUUACCUAACGUCAUCCUAUGAAUAAAUCCUUAGCCCAGUAGUUUAAAAAGAAGAGAAAUUUCUAGAUCUAGCUCCGGUAGAUCCUAGUAAAUUCAGAAAAGAUUAUGCUCCGUUCAGAGUCUAAUUAAAGGAACUUUUGAAAAGAUGUAGCUAACAAGCUAAAGAUGAUCCCAGACAUUUCAAAGUAAAAGUUGGGCAAACAAUUUUUAUGUGUCUUCAAAGCUUAGCUAUCUUUUGGGAUUUAAGCGGAAAUGAUUUCGUAACACAAAAGGGCAUGGUUGGUUUAUUAUUCUAUACUUGCAUGAGUUAAUUCAUGAUGAAUAUGAUGAGUUGUCUUCUAAUAUUCCAGGAAGAAAGACCAAUUUUCCUCAGAGAGCAGGCUAAUAAGAUAUAUAAUGUUGGCCCAUAUUUCCUAGCUAAAGUAUCUUUGGAAUUGCCAGCUCAAAUAAUUACACCUAUGUUAUGGACAGUAAUUAUUUAUUUUGGUUGUGGAUUCGCAUUAACUGCUGGUCAAUUCUUCUAUUUCUACUUAAUACUCUUAUUAUUAGUAUUAUGUGCAUCCUCAUUCGGUUACUUCCUAUCUAGUAUAUUCAAUCGCGAGACGACAGCUGUGGAAGUAGCUCCAAUUAUCUUGAUGCCUUUAUAGUUGUUCAGUGGAUUUUACACUAAUGCAGGUUAUUAUCCAGUUUGGAUCUCAUGGUUCUAAUACAUAUCACCCCUUAGGUAUGCGCUUGAAGCUCUCGUCAAUAAUGAAUUCGAAGAUCGUAAAUAUGGCUCUAAUGAUAUUCAUAUGGUGCAAUUCUUGGGUUAUAAAUUAGGAAUCGCUAAGUGCCUUGCUAUCUUAGCAGCAUUAACUGUUUUCCUUAGAGUAUUAUCCAUGAUUUGCCUAAAAUUACUUGUAUCUAGGUUCCAAUGA